Bathycoccus prasinos is the source of this 3003-nucleotide messenger RNA. RefSeq lists its product with no specific name. The transcript has a single exon. The record is from RefSeq and is a predicted model, not a curated record. Bases 1 to 3003 code for a protein of 1000 amino acids. NCBI's taxonomy places the organism in Eukaryota, Viridiplantae, Chlorophyta, Mamiellophyceae, Mamiellales, Bathycoccaceae.
AUGAGGAAAGAACACAACGGGUACGAUCCAAAGCUCAGCUUGAUUAAUAAAGGAAAUACUCAUGGUAUAAGCGUUGGCGCUGCGACGACGAAUUACCACAACAGUAGUAGUAAUACUAUUGGCGGAGAAGGUAAGAAUAAAGACGACGAAGAUAUCGUAUCGAAACUGAGACAAAACGGCGGAGGGUGGGGGCAGUCCUCGUCUUCUGGUGGUAAUAACGGCGUCGAGCAACAAAAGUCGUCGUCUGGAGAAACAUCGAGUAGCGCGGGAGGAAACGAUACAAAUUUCGUAAAAAUUGUGGAGGUGAAACCGAUCCAGUCGACGUCGCAGUGGGGGACAAACGUCAUCGCGGGAGGAAGCGUCGGCGGAGAAAAAAACAGAGACGGCAAAGGAGGAGAUUCUAAUGUCGUUCGAGUUCACGAACACGAUCCGAGUUUGUUGGGGAAAACGAACGUCGUUUCCAGAAGGGAAGAGAAAGUCACGCGAAGAGAAUUUCCAAGCUUGAGAGAUUCGUUGGAUCCGAAUAAUACUACCGCGAAUACAUAUAAGAGCGGUAGUACGAAUAACAUCACCGAAGAUGCCGAUCAUCACUGGAAGUUUGAAAUGUCCAGCGACGACCGAGGACGAUAUGAAGAUGGAAACAUGACCAUGCAAAGAAGCUCUAGAAAUACAUCGAAUAAUGGGAGAUCGCAGCAUAAUCGAGACGACAACGGAAGACGACAAAAUGCCGAAGACGCGAGCGCGUUUUUGAAACAAAACAGUUCCAUCGGGAACGUGACGAUUAUGAAACGGAAUGAUAACGACGCGACAUUAAAUAACAAUGCCAAUAACAGUAAUACUACGAACAGCGGCGGCGGCGGCGCAAACAACGACAGAGAAGGAGGAGAAAGCAACGCCAACAAGAACUACGUGGACGAAGCGCGAAUGAAGUUUGAAGAUGAAAUCGAACGCGUCGCGAGAGAGUUGGAGGCGAAAAAACUGUCCUCAAAAUCAUCCACUUGGGCCGGGAAGUCGACACCAGCGACUGCGCCGCCAUCGAACACUGCGAAUCCGUUGCGAAUGCUCGUCGGAAACUCGAAGCAACAACAAGUAGUAGCAGUAGCCGCCGCGGCUGAAAUAGCAGCGGCGCCUACACCGAAUCCUACCAGCAUCGCGCCUCCGUCGGUGCGACGAGAACACUUGACGACGCAACAGCUCAUCGAAAUUCAGUUGCACCAGCAGCAAGAACAGCAUAAACGGUUCGAGCAGAUACUGCAUCAGCAACGCGCGCAUGCGAAGCAACACCAACAAGAAGAAGGAGAAACAGGAGCAGAGUUGUUAAAAACGAGAAAGAAGCGCGGCGGGAGACGGGUGCGAGAAGCGGAAGAGAGAAGAUUGUUAAAGCAAACUUUAGGCGCGACAACGACGACGACAAUGCCACCAGGCGCGGUAGUUAAGGUGCUUUCGAAAGACCCGUCGUCGGGAGUAAACUCGGAGAACAUUUUGAGGCAGAAACCGAGCUCGAGUUUAUCCACGUCGCAUCGAUUGUUGAGACGACAGCAGCAGUUUGAGCAACAACAAAAGUUGACGGAAAAGCUGGAAAAGGAUAUCUUAGAGGUGUCCCUGGACAACGAAGAAAAGGAAGAGGUUGAUAACAACAAGAGAGACGCCGGCGGCGAAGAUAAAUACAACAACAACAUCGGUAUGGAUCGAAGCGCGUCAGGCGCGUAUCUCUCGGGAAAGAUUGAGCCGCUGCGCAUCGCCUCUCCGGUUUUAUCCGUCGAUAACGCGUUUGGGAGCGUUUGGAGUUCGUCCAAGAAUGCAAUGGUAAAUGCCAACACCGACGGUGGCGUUGUUGCUGAUACUGCGAGUACACUGCCUGCUCAGAGCAACACGAACGACGAUCCGUUGUUUGGGUUAGACUCUCUCGACGAGGCCACGGCGACUCCGACCACGACCACGAUCGGUGGAGGAGCGUGGAAUGCCGCCGCGGCGACCGCUGGAAGUCACAACGCAUGGAUCGGGGGUCAACAUCAGCAACAUCUCGCGUAUGGACAACGCCCGCGGUCUGUGCCACCGACUUCGACGGCACAUCUCGACGUCGCCUCGGCGUUACCGGACGACUUAGACGACGAAUUUGGAUCCUCCGAUUCGCUUUACGAUUCGUAUAACAUGAACAAUGGCGGCGAAGAUUGGGACGAUUAUAACAAUUAUCUCUACGCGCAGCAGCAACACACAGGAGCAGCAGCAACAGCAAAAUCUUCGCGAUUUAAUCAAGUUCUCGACGCGCCAAGUUUCUUUCCGGGCGAAGGUUACUCCAACGCGGCUUACGAUAGCAGUCAUCCUCACCAAUCCUCCUCCGCGUUGUCGAUUGAACAGCAAUACCAAAUGUACAUGCAAUCCGUCGCGCAAAGCGGAAGUCAAUCGUAUUACGACAAGAAUCAGUACAUUGAGAUGCAAAGAGACUACGAGGAACAGUUUGACAUGAGCGAUAUGGAUUUCUUGUAUCACGCGAUGCAAGAGCAAGUGGCGUUGGCAUCCGCGACGCAGGCUGGAGGAGUGCAACAACACCAUCAGUAUCACCUUCACGGCCAACAGCAGUCGCCGAGAGGAGAUAGAGGGUUGAGGGGAGGAAGAGGCAACAUGUACGCUCAAAGCGUUGGUGGCGGUAAGUACAAUAAAUCAACCGGAGGACGCGGCGCGCCGCACCCGAAGAAUAAAACCGGAGGAGGUCAAAUUACCUCCCGCGAGCGAAGGCGUUUACAACGUCUGUUGACGGGCAUCAGCAAAGUUGCCGAUCCGAACGCGGUGUAUCCAACGACAACGACGACAACGCUAACGCCAACGAAUGCAACUGAUGAUUACGUCACUACAGAUGACACCGCUAUUGCAGCUAAAAGUAGUGUCGAUGCAGCGCAAACACUCGCUGCGGGAACUGCAACCCCGGUUAAAAGAGGAUCGAGAGGAUCGCGCGGCGGAAGAAGAGGCGCGAAGAAAUCGUCCUCGUCGCCCGGAUCUGCGUAA